Gadus morhua (Atlantic cod) is the source of this 2950-nucleotide messenger RNA. It is a transcript of the gene tuba5, whose product is annotated as tubulin alpha 5. The transcript is spliced from 5 exons. Gene Ontology annotation, biological process: microtubule-based process. Gene Ontology annotation, cellular component: microtubule. Lineage: Eukaryota; Metazoa; Chordata; Actinopteri; Gadiformes; Gadidae. The record is from RefSeq and is a predicted model, not a curated record. Bases 515 to 1873 code for a protein of 452 amino acids. Gene Ontology annotation, molecular function: GTP binding; structural constituent of cytoskeleton.
AGUGUUGACUACUUCCAUACUUUUGAUAACACAUAAUUAGCUGGGCAAUUCAGAUGCAAUGGAUAGUGAGUUUGAAUCCCAACUAUUAUGUUUUAUUUUUUGUAUCCUCAUUGUAUUCAGCCUAACCCCAACUACUACCUGCAGCUUAAUUACUUAUUUUUUUUCACAAUGGGAGACAUUCUUAUUCAAGACAGCAAUUUGAUUUAUUCCCAAUCCAAUGGCCGCCAUUAGAAUUUCAUUAGCGCUCAAAUAAACAAUCAGUCGUUAUGAUUUAUGAUUUACUAAAGAGGUCGGGGACUUGACUUGACUUGACUUGACUUCAGGUGCCAGGCAGCAAAUUACACGCCAGACAUCGGGUGGGUGGCCCCGAAACAAGAGCGGUGUGUAGUCUAGUCGCACAUUGUUGCAGACCUACAAAGUUGCAACAUCGGAGCAACAGAUUGAUGAGAGGUGGAAUUUGGCGCAAUCUCCUAUAAAACCACAGAAGUUAUUGUCCAACAGCACCUGAAGGGAAAUGAGGGAGUGCAUCUCCAUCCAUGUGGGUCAGGCAGGAGUGCAGACGGGGAACGCGUGCUGGGAGCUCUUCUGCCUGGAGCACGACGUGGGGCCUGACGGGGUGGUCCUGGAUGUGCCCCUGCAGGCCAACUCUCGCCAGGACCCCUUCAACACCUUCUUCAACACGGGCAGCUCCGGGCGCCAUGUCCCCAGAGCCCUGUACGUGGACCUGGAGCCCACUGUGAUAGAUGAGGUGAGGGUUGGGACAUACAGAGACCUUUUCCAUCCUGAGCAGCUUAUUUCCGGGAAAGAGGAUGCAGCCAACAACUACGCCCGUGGCCACUACACUGUUGGCAAGGAGAUGAUUGACACGGUCAUGGAGCGUAUCCGUAAAAUGACGGAUCAGUGCACUGGGCUCCAGGGCUUCCUGGUGUUCCACAGCUUUGGCGGCGGAACCGGCUCUGGCUUCACCUCCCUGCUGAUGGAGCGCCUGUCAGUUGACUACGGCAAGAAGUCUAAGCUGGAGUUCGCCAUCUACCCGGCCCCCCAGGUGUCCACCGCCGUGGUGGAGCCCUACAACUCCAUCCUCACCACCCACACCACCCUGGAGCACACCGACUGUGCCUUCAUGGUGGACAACGAGGCCAUCUACGACAUCUGCCACCGCAACAUGGACAUUGAGCACCCCAGCUACAUCAACCUCAACCGCCUCAUCGGGCAGAUUGUCUCCUCCAUCACCGCCUCGCUGCGUUUCGACGGCGCCCUCAACGUGGACCUGACGGAGUUCCAGACCAACCUGGUGCCGUUUCCCCGCAUCCACUUCCCGCUCGUCACCUACUCCCCCAUCAUCUCCGCCGAGAAGGCCUACCACGAGCAGCUCACCGUGCUGGAGAUCACCAGCUCCUGCUUCGAGCCGGCCAAUCAGAUGGUCAAGUGUGACCCCCGCCACGGCAUGUACAUGGCGUGCUGCAUGCUGUACCGCGGCGACGUGGUCCCCAAGGACGUGAACGCAGCCAUCGCCAACAUCAAGACCCGGCGCUCCAUCCAGUUUGUGGAUUGGUGCCCCACUGGUUUCAAGGUGGGGAUUAACUACCAGCCUCCAACUGCAGUGCCUGGGGGCGACCUGGCCACGAUCCAGAGGUCUGUGUGUAUGCUGAGCAACACCACGGCUAUUGCAGAGGCCUGGGCCCGCUUGGACCACAAGUUUGACCUGAUGUAUUCUAAGCGGGCCUUUGUCCACUGGUACGUGGGCGAGGGCAUGGAGGAAGGAGAGUUUACUGAAGCCAGAGAAGAUAUGGCCUGUCUCGAAAAGGAUUAUGAGGAGCUAGGCAAAAUGAGUACUGACUCGGAUGGUGAUGAAUUGGGUGAAGAGUAUUGAUCCUUUAGCCCUCAGGCUGUGAUUACAUGACUCUUCUACUUUUUAUUAGCAAUUUAGUAUUUUUACUGUUCAAAUGUUAAUUUGUUCAAACCCUUACUUUGAGUUACAUUAUAAGUUAAUUUAACAUAUUGAGAUUGUUUCCCACUUUCUGUUAUACAUUGCAUAACAAAUUGUAUUGCUAAAAACACGUGUAAAUUAAAAGGGAAAUAGGCCUAAUGCCACGUUGUGUUUUCUAAAAAUACAAAAAACUCCCCGAUGUAACCCGAUGUUAGUUGUUUAUUUUGUGAGAAUAUUAAAUUAUAAGACAAAACUGGUUGAAACUGAAUGUAAGCAAUAUUCCAAAGCUAAAUUAAUUAGUCAUAGGUUAUUUAAACAACGAGUCCCGGUAGCCAUGGAACUGUCACCUGAAAAUAUCCAUCCGCCCAAGUGUAAACAUAGGUUACAAAGGAAAAUUGUUUGUAGACAGUCAAGUAAAUAAUUCAUCAUAUGACUAUGCCUUUUCUAACACCGGCAUUGCAAACGGCCCAAAAAAUUACUUUGGGUAUUGAUAAGAGACGUAGUCAAUAAAAGACACAAUUCAUAGUUUUUGUUUCAUUAACCAUUGCCCUUCAUCUCAUGAAUACAAACCAAUUUAUUCUGAAUAUCACUGCGGUGUGUUUUAAUAACCUUUAUUUCUGCUGAUUAUUAACAAGUCAAAUUGAUACGAUGCAUAACGAACAUAGGCUUCUUAAUAAACAAAUACAAAUGUCGUUGAGAUCAAGACUUUUAAGAUGCCAAAUUGGACCAAAAAAGACUGACUGCCCUUAGGGGACUAUGGUAUUGGGUAUAUUCUUUGAACACACCGCAGAUUCAAACCUAAAGGAAUUGUAAUAUUCGGUUCUCCCAAAAGUAAGAAAUGACUAGAUUUGCAUUUUUGUUCCCUAUCAUCUUGAAUCAAUGAAAUAUCCUAGCUGAAGAACACUACUGCUUUAGCUUCACCAAAGAAAAACAUUUGCUUAUUCCUUCUUGUGUUUGCCAAAUCGGGGGGGCUAAAAUAUGUUGUUUUGUUGAAAUUGCAAUAAAGAAAACGUUGAAUAA